Messenger RNA from Mya arenaria, 4625 nucleotides. Its product is annotated as protein DENND6A-like. Gene Ontology annotation, cellular component: recycling endosome. The record is from RefSeq and is a predicted model, not a curated record. Gene Ontology annotation, molecular function: guanyl-nucleotide exchange factor activity. The coding region runs from base 19 to 1737 and encodes 572 amino acids. The transcript is spliced from 20 exons. NCBI's taxonomy places the organism in Eukaryota, Metazoa, Mollusca, Bivalvia, Myida, Myidae.
UCAAGUUAACAAACAAAAAUGGAGGAAGAGACUGAGGAAAAUCUUACACCAACAGAAGAUUCACAGAAAUCUCCCAGCGUUUUACCUUGGGAUAGAUUUUCUAACUGGCUACAUUGCGCCUGUGUUGUCACCUUUGAUUUAGAACUCGGGCAGGCGAUGGAGAUUAUCUACCCAAGCCACAUAAGGAUGACUGAAAAGGAGAAAAUGAACAUUUGUUACCUAUCUUUUCCGGACUCAAAUUCAGGCUGUAUGGGUGACACCCAGUUCCAUUUCCGAAUUCGCCAGUGCCCAGGCAGGAAGCAAGUCAUUAAAUCUCAUAUGGAGUUCAACAACGACUGCCCCCAACAACUUAAGAGUGAAGAUGCUCACUACUAUGGCUUUGUGUUCUUCCGUCAAACCAAAGACAAAUCUAUACGCAGGGGAUAUUUCCAAAAAUCAGUGGUGCUGAUCUCACGUCUACCUUUUGUGGCACUGUUCUCCCAGCUAGUCAGCAUUGUUGCCCCAGAGUACUUUGAUAAUGGGGAGCCUAGCCUAGAGGCCGCAUGUCAUGACAUAGACCAGUGGGCCCCCCCUGUCUCUGGGGACACCAUGAACCUGCCUAUCUUCGGUACAGUCCUCCAGGUGCGGAUGCCGUCUCGCAGUGAUAAGCUUGUAGGCUCCUUACAGAGUCGACCUCAAACCCUGCCAGUGCUGCCUGCUCACAGUGUUCUGCCAUCCUUGUUUGAGGUGGACAUCUACAGUGCAUUUCUAAGCAUCCUACCUCACAUACAAAUGUUAUGGGAACUUGUCCUCACCGGGGAGCCCCUGGUGGUGAUGGCUGCCUCCCCAUCAAUAACAUCAAACACUGUGCAAUCUCUCGUCAGCCUGAUAUCCCCUCUCCACUUCUGCUCCGACUAUCGUCCAUAUUUCACCAUACACGACAGCGAGUUCAAAGAAUACACUACCAAAACACAGGCGCCUCCAUCUGUGAUUCUUGGUGUGACAAACCCGUUCUUUGCCAAAACCUUACAACACUGGCCUCACAUCAUACGCAUAGGGGAAAUGUCCCAUGAAGCUGUGCCAAAGGGAUUCAACAAGCUCAAAAAGGCCUCAUCCUUGAAAACCCUGGACUGUAAACCAGGAGUAUAUACUCAGUAUAAGCCAUUCUUGGUGAAAGAUAAGGGUAUUUUAAAGAGAUUAAUCAAAGGUAUACAGUCAAAACGUCCUGUAGAAGCUCAAAACGCCAUCCUCAGACGGCACUUCCUGGAACUCACACAGAGCUUCAUGAUCCCUCUGGAGCGUUACGUGGCGAGCCUGAUGCCUCUACAGAGGAAUAUUUCCCCUCACAAGGGCCCGCCCAGCAUGAGCCAGUUUGAAGCGGACGGUUUCUUGCGUACACUCAACCAGGCCGGACCCCAGCUUACCUCCGGGGUCAAGGGAGAGUGGGAGGGGCUGUACAGGAGGUUUUUCCGGUCUGCAAACUUCGAGGGUUGGCUUCUACAUCGGCAGUACGAGGUGAACCAGAAACUACAGCUGCUACACAUGGAGGCCCUCUGCCAGGCUAAUCUGGUGGACUGGAUCCAGGACAAGGAGGAGGUGGAGAUAGUGGAUUUGAUACUCCGCAUACGGGAAAAACUGAAGUUUGCCACCAGCCAAAGUAUAGCGGUGAAGCCAGAGUCUGUGAAUAAGCUGGAGAAGCACAUGAAGGCGAUCAUAGCCAACCUGCCUGAGGACCUACAGUCUGUACUCAACACCUGACACGAUACUUUAGACAUGCAUACCAUGUCCAACCCUUACACGCAGGGAAGGGGGCCUCAAUGUACCACACAGGGACAUGUUUUACAAUGAAUACCUUCAUCAAGACUUGAAGCUCAUUUCCAGGCCUCAGACAGGGGUCAUCAUCUUCAUAUACCUAGACUCCGAGUAGUGGCCUUAUUCAAGCCCAAGGACAGUUGUUAUAUCAACAGUUUUGUGUCAAAUACAUUGAUUCUGAUGACAUAAGCCCUAUUGGUUUUUACUUACACACACAGGGUAGGGCUUUUAUGAGACAGAGGGCAGGUGCCACAAUCUAGACUUCACAGCAAUACUCCAUGUUUCCUGCCUGGGGUCUACAGGCUGGCAUUUACUGGAGUACAGUGACAAAUGUGUUUUACUAGUUUGUUCCUAAACACAAAAUGACAUAGUAACAAUAGUGAAGAAAUGAAUAAAAUGGCCUGUAUUUGUCAAACAGUACUCAUAUAGACAUGAUGUCCCUAGAUAGAUUUGUAUCGGACAUAGACAGGUUAAAAAAUAAACUAUUGCUUUUAAAGACACCAGUUAGAUCAGUGAAUAAUUUACCAUGCUGUGGAAGGUAGGUGUAUGUAAAUGCCAUCAGUUGCCCAUAUGAGGAAAGUUGAUGAGGAAUACUUCCAUCAUAAACAAUGCUAGUUUAGUAUAGUAAACUAGUAUAAACACAAAGAAAGACUUCAAAGACAACCUGUUAAAACCAAAACCAGUGAAAUGUAGGCUUACGGCCAUUCCAUUCAAACAAACAACACAGCUGAGGAAGGAACUUGAGCCAUCUCUCUUUAGAAACUUUUGAAAUCGUUGAAGUCAAAAACAAACUGGAACCUCCAACUAUAGUAUUUCUUUGUUUUGCCUAAUUGAAACUAUAAAGCAUUAACUGUUUUGCAAUUAUAUUGUAGUAUAUGUAUUUGGUAUUGCUAUCAGGGCACACAGAAUGCAGUAAUGGUUUUGAAUGUUCAGAACUUUGUUAAGUUAACAACAUUGUUAACAGCAUCUUUGUUAAAUUUCAAAUUGUUACUUGAUUGGAAGUUUUAUAGUUACACUUGUAAUUGUUGUAUUUCUAACAAGAUUUGAGGCAACUGCUUCAGCUGUACUUGUUUAAUAGAAAUAUAUGAGCAAAUCAGCAAAGAUUUCAUGUUAAAAAUUUAGUAACGUAACGAUCUCAUUUGUCAGUAUGUUAACUUUAACAAAGUUCUGAACAAUCAGCCUAUUGUAUGUUCAAAGGGCAGAGUAAUACUGAAAUAUCCAGUGUGUUUUUAUUGUGUGCUGGUCUAUUUAAGAGAGGCAAGGAGUAUUGUUAAACAUUCACAUCUCUUGAUUUCUUAAAUUCUUGCAUCAAAUAUUGUCAUCAUAUCAGACAUUCAUUAUUUAUGGAAGUUAUAAUUGUUGAUCAUAAGCAGAUUCAUUUUAAAGUUUGAAUUUUAUUUAAAGUACAACCAUGUGUGAUAAAGCAUAACAGACUGAAUGCAUGUAUGCUUUUUAUGGAUAUAAAUGGUUGUAUUCGCAUAAUUGACUGAGUCAUUUUCACAUCACAAUGUACUACUGUUGCUGAUUUGUGCCUAUUGCUACAGUGAAACAGUACUGCCAAUAAUCAUGUUUUUAUUCUCAUCAAGUAGGAUUCAUUCUCUUUUUAUUGCAUGUUGAAAUGUUUUAUCAUAAUAAUAAGUACAGGUGUAUUAAAUUUAAAUCAGUGAUGUUUUAAAAGAUGCUAAAUGAUGAGUUUGCACAUGAUUUUUUUCUGAACUGGGAGGAGUUGCUUAAGCAGUUUCCUAUCAAGCAUUAUUGACUGACUCCUAUCUGGGAGUAGGAUGUGAGGGGUCCCAUCUCCUAUAAAACAGUAAGCCUAUGUUAAUCUUUUUUUAGAUUUAGGUGGUUGGUUUAAUAAAGGUCCAUCUCACCUAGAGCUGUGGGAAACUAUUUUGCACUCUGCCUUUGCAACUCGCUCCCUGAUUUUUACAGAUUGGCUGGUCCUUUCGUCAUCUGAUGUUAUGGCUUUAAACUCUAUAAACAUGGUCAUGAAAUGCAUUUAAUAUUUUGUUUUAAAACUUGAUUGGUUUCUAAGAGGAAAUGUGUGAACUUUUUAAUUUAACAGAAAUGGGGUAACUUUUGUUCAACAAAUAACUGCAACAAACGGAUAUUUAUGAAACUCUACAAAUAUUGGCCAGGAUGUUUAUUUUUGUACUAGUGUCACUUAUAGCCACUGUGAUCACAUACUCCAGUUAAGUCUGGGUAGGGUGUUGAUUUCAAAUGGAAUGUGCCAAAUAUUAUUUGACAAUGACACUGCAUUACUAACUAGUAUUACAUUGAAACUGUGAACUCCUCAUUCGAAUCACUCAUUGAAUGCAGUUUCAUUGGAGAUAAAGAAAACUUGGAAGUAUCCAUUUUGCAAUGUUAAUGUUGUACUUUUAUUGUUUUAAAACAUAUUUUAACUCAUUUUUAAAGGUUUCACCUAUAUAUUGGGUUCAAUAUUUAAACCGUCUCACAUUCCUGUUGAAAUCACUCACAGUUCUCAUAACAUUGAUGUGUAAAAUAUGAUUGGACCUAAUAGAAUUUGCGAGGUACUAUGUAUUGACUUAUUAUGCUAUUUUAUGACUAAAAAUAUUUUCGUUUGUCCCUUUUGGUGUUAACAUUCCAGCUACGAAAACAGUAUAAUAAUGAUGACAGAAAUCAUUCAAGGACUUCUUUGCAAGAAAUAACUUGUAUCAAAGUUACGAUUAUUUCAUGUGUUUUCAUUAUUACUAAAACAGUUCUGUUUCCUUUGUUUUAACUUGUAUGAUAUAUUUGUAUUGUAGUGACCAUGUUUGAAGAUUGUGCUAUAUUUUUAAACAAAUAUAAAUGUUGACGUAAUGAUAUUAUUUUUU